CACACGAAAUUUUUGUGUCCGUCAAAUUUUGUUUAAAUCGACAUCCAUCAUUGGCAUCGAUAAAAUAAACUGGAAAGAUGUUGCGAGCUCCCAGAAAAUCGAAGUCCAAGAGUCCAUAUGCCCGUCCUAGCGGUCAAGCUGCUGCAGCCAUCUCCACUGCGGUUAGGACCACGCCACGAACCCAGGCGGCCAUUACACGGACUAGGCCUCAAAGCACUACAGCUACGUCAACCGUUUCGGCGACGGCGACGCUACCUCAGGUUCCUACUUUAACCACCGGUAUUCCUGUUAGCAGCAUGAUGGAACAAGCCUUACAGACCCAGCCAAGUCAGCAGGACGUGGUUAACGAACAGGGGACUGGGAGCACAACUGACCCAGGGGUCAUUUCGAUUAUAGGAUCUUCAAUUGUACAUUGGGCACAUAGCUAUGCAGUCAAAUCUAAUCAGUCAGACCUGGGAUUAGGCCAAACGAAAAUAUUGUGGCAUGGAAUUCGUGGAAUGGUAUGGGAGCAAUUAAACCCAACAUUAGACUUUUUAUUAGUUAGUAACAGAACUCCAGAUAUCAUUAUUAUUCACUGUGGGGGGAACAACAUUGGACAACAGCAUAACACUUUAAGAGGUAUACAAAUGAUGAUAAAGGCUAAUUUAGCAAAGGUAAAAGAACGAUUACCAAAUUGCAUUAUAUUUGGUCUCAUAUCUUGCAACGUAGAAACUGGUCAAAUGUUGUAG
Messenger RNA from Saccostrea cuccullata (small rock oyster), 728 nucleotides. RefSeq lists its product as uncharacterized. The coding region runs from base 78 to 728 and encodes 216 amino acids. The record is from RefSeq and is a predicted model, not a curated record. The transcript is spliced from 2 exons. Lineage: Eukaryota; Metazoa; Mollusca; Bivalvia; Ostreida; Ostreidae.